UGACGCUAGAUGAUAAUUGCACCACGGUCGCUAAUGCCCUUAACCUUCCGUCAUAGACUUUGUCCUGCGCUGCAUGAAUCAUCACGUAUCUUCAUAGUUGCUCACGUGUUUAAUGAGUUACAAGCGUCACAGAUAUGUCGGAGCAUGUGGAAUUGCAACAUUUAGUCGACGGUGAUGUAGAGAGCAACUCAACGAAUCAUAAAAGAAAGUUCUCUACUUUACUAUGUAAAUCGUGUCCCUAUCUGGGCCUGGUAUUAGCGACACUCUCGUCUCUGUUCUUCUCAUUAUGCAGCGUUAUUGUUAAAAGUCUGGUAGAGGUGAAUCCUGUAGAACUGGCCAUCUUCCGAUUUCUGGGGGUGCUGUUGCCAGCCAUACCAAUUGUGAUUUACAAGGGUGAACAUCCUUUUCCAAAGGGGCGUAGACUAAUACUUAUCCUAAGAAGUUUCAUCGGUACGACGGGACUUAUGUUGAGCUUUUACGCGUUCAGGCACAUGCCGCUGGCUGAUGCCUCUGUUGUUGUGUUUUCCGUUCCUGUGUUCGUCGCGAUAUUCGCACGGAUAUUUCUGAAAGAGCCGUGCGGACUAUUCAACGUUGUUACCGUGUGCUUGACACUGAUUGGCGUGAUCUUAAUAACGCGACCGCCACUGAUCUUUGGUCACACCGUGGAAUCUCUUUCGGACGGGGAUAUUAACCCGGGGCAUGCGGACCUGUGGGGAGCCGUGGCUGCUUUCUCGGCUACGCUAUUUGGCGCGAAUGCGUACGUCUUACUACGCGCACUGAAAGGUCUUCACUUCUCCGUUAUAAUGACAAAUUUCGGAUCAUUUGCCUUAGUACAGACUACACUUAUAUCGUGGGCUAUCGGUGCGUUAUGCUUACCGCGCUGUGGUACAGAUAGACUUUUGGUUGUGGCGCUCGCACUGUUUAGUUUCGCAGGCCAGAUCCUGCUGACUUUAGCUCUUCAGAUGGAACAAGCCGGUCCAGUGGCCAUAGCAAGAUCCACGGACAUUGUCUUUGCAUUUUUUUGGCAGGUGUUAUUUUUUAAUGAGAUACCAAAUCGAUAUUCAGUAGGGGGUGCUAUACUAGUCACGAGUUCAGUUUUGUUAACGGGUCUUAGAAAGUGGGCUCUUUCAUUGCCUGAAACAUCUAAUAUUAAAAAGUCUCUCGGAAUCUUGAUGAUAUAGAAGAGACAGGAUUAUUUUUGAGACAGGAAAUGAAAGAAAACUAAAGUAAAUUGGGCUACGAAAAAUAUGGUGAGAAAGAAAUUAUAUGUAAGAGAACAUGUAAUGAUAAAUUUAAAUGUUUUGAAUGAUGCGUUUUGCGAGUUUACAUAUUUAAAGAUUUAGUAGCAUAUUAUGAAUAAAUUUUGUUGUUUUAACAUGGAGGAUGUACUUAUAUAGAAAGAUAUUAUUUUUUAAAUAAUUUUACACUUGUUUUACUUAAAAUUUAUAGUGAAAUGACUUGAACUUCUGAUUCCUUCGUAAUAACAUUAAAUUAAGAUCAACGAGAAGAGAGUUAGGAGCUUUAAUUUAAUUUAACUGUUUUCGAUUUGAAGUCUUCGACGCGCGUUUCAAUAUUUAUCAUUAAAUUAUCUGAAGAAUCUGCCAAAUGUUAUAAUAAUAAUUCACACAAUAUCCUCCAUUGGUAGCUAAAAUUUAUAAAUCUGUUUCAGCAUAAUUUAUAAUUUAUUAAUUAAUACAAUAUUUAUUUGUUAUAUAUUGCGAUAUUUUAUUCUUAAUUUACUUUAAAAUCAAGAAAAGAAUUUGAAGCAACUCAAUUCUAGUCUAAUCAGUAUUACUUAUAAAUUGGUAUCAUAGUUAAAAAAUCAUUUUAUCAAAUAAUAAUGAAAAGUCAUUGCAAUAUAUUAGUAUUACAAUAUAUUAGUCAUACAUUACGAUUGUAUCACUAAAACUGAUCUAUAGCCAAAGAAGAGAAAAAGACAAAUUUUAUAGAUUAAACAAAAUUUAUUAUUUACAAAUUCGAAAAUUUAUUCGAUGCUUUACUACUAUUCGUAACCACAAGAUUGUGUAUGCGCGCGCGUGUAAUGUAAUCAUAUAAUGAUAAUGUUAAAUAUAAUAUUGUAUAAGAAUUUAGUAUUUUCUUAUGCUAAUUAAAUAUUUGACAACGCACAAUAAAAUAGCUCAUUCUUGGUUCUAUAAGAAUAUGACAAUUUUUUGUGUGUAUUUACAUAUAUGUACUGAAAUUAUCGAAAGAAUAUUGUGUAGCAUUGUCUAAAAUCUACUAAAGAUCUUCAAGAUAUAGACAAAUAAAUAAGUAAAUAAAUAUGCACAUUUAUUUAUUUACUUAUUAUCCAUUUAACAAAUGUAUUAAUUUGUUAUAUAGUUUAUGCACACACGUGUAUAUUGAAUUGCGAUAGUUUUUAGUUAUAAGAAUUUUAAUGCUUCCGAUAUAUUCUCUAGCAAAUUUGUAGUUAGGGUAUUAUAUUUAAUACUAAUUACUUAUUCAUAUGCUAUAAAUAAUAAAUAUAGCAAUAUUUAUUAAAAUAUACAGUUACGGUUAUUGAUGAUGUUCUAGAUUCGCACAAUGCGGAAUGUACAUAAAUCGCCCCUUAGAUUUUGCAAAAAACUUUACUUGCACAAGCUUAAUUCGCAUCGAUCAUGUAUUAUGAUUACGAUGAUUUACACAUAUAUUUUUAUGUAUAUAUGUGUAACACGUAGCAUAUAGAUCGUAAGAUAUAUUUCAGUGCCUUAUAUUCGUGUUUCGGAAAUAUUUUCUGCGUAAAAGUAACUUGUGCUGUUUCUGUAUAUUUAUUCAUUUAAAACUAAGAUCCUAGAAAGACUGUCUUUAGCCUCUGUAUGCGUGCAUAUGCACGUGUAAAUAAAACAAUUUUAUUUUUUCGUUAUUAGUAGGCAAUUAAACGCAUUACAGUGUAAAGUACUUAGACGAAUAGUUAAAUUAAGAAGAUAAAUUCUUUAAUCUCUUGCGGCAGCUUUAUUUGAAGUUUAGCCGAUAUUAUAUCGAAUAAGAUUCAAGGCGAUGGCUAAUCCUUCCCUAAUUAAUUAAAAUAGAUACACGUUUUUCUAAUGAAAGAUGGGCGAGAGAAAUGUAUAUCAUGAAUAUGAAGAAUAAAUUGCGCUAAUCAGUUACGAAUAAAUCUUCUAGUUCCUUCAAUAACGCAAAUAAUAAAAUAAUGUAAAACAGAAGUGUAUUCUCAUUACAGAAAUGUAACACAAUGGCAUGUUACAAUAAGAAACCACAAUUGCGAAUGUAAUAACAUAGUAAAGCCACAUGAUGAGGCUGUGUGAAACUGAAGAGAAGUUGAUAUUUAUUUAUAAAAUAAUUAUGAUCCAGAAAAUUACAUUGAUUACUUAUAGGUCACAGAUAUGCACAGUAUAUAUGCAAUAGAUACACAAAAAGACACGAUCGUGUCUUAUAAAAUUUUUACCUGUAAAAUUUGUUUACAGGAUUCUAUCGUUCCGAGCUUUCAAAUAUAUUGGAUCAAUAAUAUUGCGAGUUCAAUUUUAUAUAAAUAAUAUUUUAUAUAAAUAUGAAUACGAGUAUGCGUGCAUAUGUAAAUAAAACACGUUUCUAUGUUUCAUAAGAAUUUAAUAAAACAUAAUAUUAUUACCAACUAUAUCUUGAAAACAACAUAAAACUUCCAUAUAUAGCAUAUAUGCUUUUCUCGUAAAACUGCGAUUCUUGGAAACGAUGUAAUAUAUUAAAAAAGUAAUCUGUAAAAGCAAGCAUUUGAAUAAACUUUAG
Ooceraea biroi (clonal raider ant) is the source of this 3720-nucleotide messenger RNA. RefSeq names its product solute carrier family 35 member G1. Gene Ontology annotation, cellular component: membrane. Lineage: Eukaryota; Metazoa; Arthropoda; Insecta; Hymenoptera; Formicidae. The record is from RefSeq and is a predicted model, not a curated record.